Molecule: messenger RNA, 1137 nt
Organism: Pieris rapae (cabbage white)
Lineage: Eukaryota; Metazoa; Arthropoda; Insecta; Lepidoptera; Pieridae
Product: homeotic protein empty spiracles
Exons: 3
Coding region: 86-889 (267 amino acids)
Biological process (GO): brain development; central nervous system development; regulation of DNA-templated transcription
Molecular function (GO): DNA binding; DNA-binding transcription factor activity, RNA polymerase II-specific
Source: RefSeq, a predicted model, not a curated record
AUUCGUUCGCGCGCCGGCGUGGCGUACGUGUCGCAUCAUGGAUUGUGUCUUUGUGUUGUGAUUGUGUUAAAGUGACUGUGGAAGCAUGAUGCCUCUCGCACCGACACCUGUGGUCGCGGUGCCAUCAAAACCGAAAAUUGGAUUUAGUAUAGACAGUAUUGUGGGUGCUGAGAAACAAACUUCGCCGCCGCUAGGCAGUCCCGGGUCGCCUUCACCCGUCGCUUCACCCCGGAGUCCGUCUCCGAGACCAUUACUGCGGCCAAGCGCGUUACCAGCUAUGUUUCCCUCGCCUGAGCUGAAGAGGCUACCGUAUUUAGACGCUCAAACCCAUCACCACCAGUUCUUAGCGCAUUUUCAAGGCGCGGCGCUGGCUGCAGCCCUCGCUCAUCAGCAGCAAGGGUUUGGGGCGCCCCUACCUCCGCACCCACCUCCUCACCCCUCGGCCCCGGUGCCCAGGGAGUCCUAUCAGCUGUACCCGUGGCUAAUCAAUAGGCAUGGAAGGAUUUUCCCGCAUAGAUUUCCUGGAGGGCCAGACAUCCCCGGUUUCCUCCUGCAGCCCUUCAGAAAACCGAAGAGAAUCAGAACAGCCUUCUCACCUUCACAACUUCUUAAAUUGGAGCAUGCAUUUGAGAAGAACCAUUAUGUGGUCGGGGCAGAAAGGAAACAGUUGGCUCAGGCCUUGAGCUUGACUGAGACACAGGUGAAAGUGUGGUUCCAAAACAGAAGAACAAAGCAUAAAAGAAUGCAGCAAGAAGAAGAAGCAAAGACUGGGAAGUCUAGUUCCUCUGGCAACAAGCCCGAUGAGCAUUUCAACAACUCCUACGAUGAAGAUGAAGAACUAAUAGAUAUGGACAUGGAUGACCUUAGUGAAAGUGAAAAUGAAACGUAAAGUGAAAUGAACACUAGAGACUUGUAAAUAUGGUUGUAAAUUAAUUGUAUCGUAGAUAAAACAAUUCUACUUAUUUAUUAAUUGGAUAGUUUUUUUAAAGACUCGAAAAUGGUAACCGUUCGAACCUAUUAUUUUAUUGUGUAAUGGUCACGCGCGCAGAUCCUAUGGCGCUGUAUCUUUAUGACCUUUUUACAGAACGAAUGAAAAAUUUCAUUUAAUUAAUUUUAAUAUUUACUACGUAUUAAAUA